Daphnia carinata is the source of this 2505-nucleotide messenger RNA. It is a transcript of the gene stau, whose product is annotated as double-stranded RNA-binding protein Staufen homolog 2-like. Bases 82 to 2175 code for a protein of 697 amino acids. The transcript is spliced from 12 exons. The record is from RefSeq and is a predicted model, not a curated record. Lineage: Eukaryota; Metazoa; Arthropoda; Branchiopoda; Diplostraca; Daphniidae.
CAGCGAGCAAAUUCUGAGUUGACGAAACACUUCUCAAUUUUUGAUAUAAAUGGUUUUAAAUCCUUUAAUGGUUUGUGUGUAAUGCAUCGCAUUCAAGGAAGGAGAUCUGUUGAAAGUGCAACAUAUAGUAGGGAUAUUGACGUUAAUAAGCAAGAUUCAGAGCAUGAAGCCAAUUGGAAACAAUCAGUUUCUCAAGAAGGUCUGUUACCAAAACUAAGCUCAGAACUUAAAACAUUAAUGGAAGAGCCAGACAGUGCCAAAACACUGGAAAGUGUUGACUGUACUCAGAAAAAUGAGAAAAGUGAAUGCAAAUAUGCAAGCAGUCUAUCAAUUGUUUUGCAACAAGUGUGUGAACAAUCAGGGAAAAAGAAAACUCCUAUGUGUCUAGUCAAUGAGUUGGCCCGUCAUCACAAGAUACAUCCCCAAUACCGCCUGACAGAAGAAUCAGGACCCCCACACCAAAAAAUUUUUGUUGUAAAUCUCAAAUUGGGUGAUGAACAGUAUACUGCAUCUGGGCAAAGUAUUAAAAAAGCUCAACAUGCUGCUGCAGAAUUCGCACUUCAAAAAACCAAAUUCAUCCUUCCUGAACCAAAAAGCAAAGUGAAGCACCCCGUAAGCUCUAAGAGUGACAAACCUGUUACCCCAACAGUGGAACUAAAUGCCCUUGCAAUGAAAUUGAAUUUUCCACCUGUAUAUACAAAUUUGGCACCACUUUCAAUUAAAGCAAUGAUGCCUGAAGAACUACCUCUCUGUAAAGGGGAUCAUCUCCUAAAUCAAGUCGACCAAAAAGGGAAGUUUCCGAGUACGAACUUUCAACGUCCUUUCACGUACACGCCUCAAAGAUGUGAUUAUCCCGAAAUUGUAUCGAAGAGAUAUUACUUUAACCGUCAUCAACCAACACCACUGAGACAUCGAGUUACUUUGGCAGUUGGUCAAGUUUUCGUGACCGGCGAAGGGCCAUCACCGCAAUCAGCACGACAUCACGCUGCACAACAGGCGCUAGAACAGUUGCGAAACGAGAUACCGAUUAAUAAAGCGCAACCGGAUGAGAGCCCAUUGAUCAGUGAAGCAGAUACGGACACGGAUUUGAAAUCUCCCGUCUCCCUAGCUCAUGAAUUGGCACUAAAACUGAAUCAAACGGUGGAAUUUACAGUAUUAAAUGAGAGUGGGCCACCCCAUAUGAGAAAUUUCGUGGUGCAGUGCAAACUGGGAGAAGUUACAACACAAGGAGAAGGUAACUGUAAAAAGAUAGCAAAGAGAAAAGCGGCAGAAUUAAUGUUAGAUGCAUUGAAAAAAGUACACCCAAAUGGUAUCUUGCGCCCCUCUGAGGGAAACAACAUUAGCCAACCACGCGCCCGCGUUAAAAGUAAAUCGGGCCUCGCAAGGAAAAAACCUCGAAAUUUGGUCAAGGAUGUCACAUCUGCAUCAAAUGGAAGUCUUGGCACAAAACCUCAAGAUCCAAUUUCACAACUGGUGCAGUUACAACAGGCACGGAGGGAAAAGGAGCCAGUGUUUACUGUUUUGUCAGAACGUGGUGUUCCACGUCAAUCCCCCGAGUUUGUUGUGGAAGUUACCGUAGGUUCUAUCACUGCAACAGGUGUUGGAACCAAAAAGAAAGAAGCGAAACGAGCUGCAGCUCUUAAGGCUUUGGAUGCUCUCGGCGAUACUAAAAAAUUAUCGUUGGUCGAAGAUGAAGUAGCUGUCGAACCCCUUUCCGCCGUAUCAAACGCAUCAGUUUCUACUGCCAAUUGCGCUGGUCGUCAAAUGGUUCCUGGCCUUCUUUUAAUAGGAACUACUCCCGGCAAAAAAAUGGAUCUUUGCCGGAAUACUAAUACACCGGCUCUUGCAGGAAUCCAAGAAUCUUCGCAACCUGUUAUUCCGCCUAAGAAUUCUGGAGGAUUGCGUCCGGAGAUUCGUCUUCGCUAUUUGGCGCAAGUUCUUGAAUACGAACUUGAAUUUUCAGAUUUCCCGAAGGGUAAAAAAGGAGAUUUUGUUAGUCUCGUAACGUUAAAUACAAACCCGCCCCAAGUGUCCCACGGGCUUGGUGCCACUUUGGAAGAAGCUCAUGAUAACGCUGCUUCCAAUAUGUUGAAAUUAAUUGCCGAAGGGGCUCUUGAUGACAUGGCGGGCCCAAACAAAGAAAACGCAGAUCAACGAAGUUCGGAGAAUCAAUAAUUUAAAAUUGCCCGGAACCCUCACAACAUGCAAACGUGCAUGUUUUCUACGAAUGGUCGUAAAGCGGCGGACUAAGUAUUAUCCCUUUUCGUUUUUUUGUUUUGUUUUGUUUUUUUCCUCCUUUUGCUUUUUCUCUUCCUUAAGCCUUGUGCCAGAUGGAAAGCGAAAAUCUCUUUUUGUUGUAUAUCCUUUUUGGCUUCUCCAUUGUAGUGAUUAUUUAUCUUUUUUUUUUUCCAUUACUCACCAGCGUACAGAAUGUCCGUUUACAUGACUUUCUGUGAAAAGAAUAAUAUUUAAAUUGAUUAUCCGAGAAAUUAAUCAAGAAUCAAG